ACCUGUUUCACGACAGUCUAGUCAGUCACCUCUGUGGCUUGCUAUCCAACAUAGUCUAAACAUUGGAGCUCUUUAGACGCUUUCGGUGUAUAUUUGCCUCUGUGUGUUAAACUUCUUUCGUGUAGCUAGUUGCCCCACUUAAGUUCAUAUUUACGUUGUUAGACAGGUAGCUAGCUAAGUUAGCUUAGCACCAGGCUACUCGUUAAUGCUAACAAGCAUCACCAACCAUGAGUUCACUGAGCUACUCCCCUCUUGCUAAAGAAGAGGAGGUCUGCUGGACGGAGAAAGAAGCUCUGGGGCUGAACGUUGUCGUAAAAGAAGAGGAGGAGGAUGUUUCAGUAAAAGGAGAGGAAGAAGCUUUCAGAAUGAAAGAGGUGGAAGAGGUAGAGGAAUCUUUUAGAUGGAAAGAGGAGGAGGAGGGCAUAGAGGCUGUCACAGUGGAAGAAGAGGGGGUAGAAGCUUUCAGAAUGAAAAAUGAGGAAGAGGAGGCAAUAACAUUUAAAGAAGAAAAUGAGGAUGUUAUAGUGAAAGAAGAGGAAGAACCUUUUAGAGUGAAAGAUGAAGAGGGGAUAGAGGCUGUCACAGUGAAAGAAGAAGAGGUAGAAGCUUUCAGAAUGAAAAAUGAGGAAGAGGAGGCCAUAACAUUUAAAGAAGAAAAUGAGGAUAUUAUAGUGAAAGAACCUUUUGGAGAGGAAGAGGAGGCUAUCUUACAUAAAGAGGAGGAGGAAGAUGUAUUGGGAGAUGAAGAGGAGGUGGAAGGAGAGGAAGAGGAGGCUGAAGAUCUGAUUAUCACCAGAGAGAGACCAGACUCUCACUCUGACAGCGGGAAGAGUCCUUCAGUGGAACCAGACCCAGAGAUUCCCAAACCAGCGACAGGACACAACUGCUCCCAGUGUGGAAAGAGUUUUAAGUGGUUAUCUAAGCUCAAAGAGCAUGAGAGAACACACGCAGGAAAAAAAGCUCUUCCAAUGUUCCCAUUGUGAAAAGAGAUUUAACCAGUCAUCACUUCUGAAAGAGCAUGAGAGAAUACACACAGGAGAAAAGCCUUUCCAAUGUCCCCAGUGUGGAAAGGGUUUUACAUGGUUAAGGCACCUGAAAGAGCAUGAGAGGAUACACACAGGAGAGAAGCCUUUCCAUUGCUCCCAGUGUGGAAAGCGUUAUACUCGAUUAGCACACCUAAAAAUACAUGAGAGAAUUCACUCUGGAGUGAAGGCUUACCUCUGUUCCCAGUGUGGAAAGAAUUUUAGGUGGUUAGAGAACCUGAAGCAGCAUGAAAGGACACAUACAGGGGAGAAGCCUUUCCAUUGCGCUCAGUGUGGAAAGGAUUUUACCACAUUAGGGAACGUAAAAGAGCAUAAGAAGAAACACACAGGAGAAAAACCUUUACAAUGUUCCCAGUGUGGAAAGCGAUUUACACAUUUAGGAAAUCUGAAAAGGCAUGAAGGAAUACACACAGGAGAAAAACUCUACCACUGCUCUCAUUGUGGAA
Messenger RNA from Oncorhynchus gorbuscha (pink salmon), 1489 nucleotides. RefSeq names its product protein Ycf2-like. The record is from RefSeq and is a predicted model, not a curated record. The coding region runs from base 228 to 983 and encodes 251 amino acids. NCBI's taxonomy places the organism in Eukaryota, Metazoa, Chordata, Actinopteri, Salmoniformes, Salmonidae. The transcript is spliced from 2 exons.